Penaeus vannamei (Pacific white shrimp) is the source of this 1253-nucleotide messenger RNA. NCBI's taxonomy places the organism in Eukaryota, Metazoa, Arthropoda, Malacostraca, Decapoda, Penaeidae. The record is from RefSeq and is a predicted model, not a curated record.
AAGAUGACGUCACACGCCCUCCUCUUUAUUAUGGUGAUGGCGGCGGCGCCCACGUUCACGCCCACGGCCGGCCAGAACGCCCACGAGAACGAAUUUGGCUGCCAUUGCAUGGAGUAUUGGACGUGCAUCACCAGCGGCGGGCAGCCCUACAGCUACUGCGGCCUCAGCGCCUCCAGCGUGUGCUGCUUCGUGGCCUUCAACGCCAAGCCGAUCGGCAUCCUGCCCGUGGCGCAGCGCAAGAAGUCCUGCGGGCGGAAGGGCACGAGCAACCGGGACGACGGCCAGGCGGAGAUGUCCGAGUGGCCGUGGCACGCAGCCAUCCUGGAGCAGCCGCAGGACCUGUACGUGUGCGGGGCCUCGCUGCUCGACGAGUCCUGGAUCCUGACGGCGGCGCACUGCGUCGAUGAUUACCUCGAGAAGGCGUCGACGCUGCAGGAGCUGCUGAAGGUGCGGCUGGGCGAGUACGACGUGAGCACGACCGCCGAGCCGCUGCGCCACGAGGAGUUCGCCGUCAGCAGAAUCGUCAUCCACCCCGAGUUCGACAACGCGACGCUGGUCAACGACAUCGCGCUGCUGCAGCUGGUCCGCUCGGCGCGCCGGAAGCCCAACAUCGACGCCGUCUGCAUGCCCAAGCUCAACGACUUCGCCGAGGGCAGCCCCGCCACCUGCUUCGUCACGGGCUGGGGCAGGAGGAACGAAGAGACCGAGCACAGCGUGGUUCUGAAGGAGAUCAACGUGCCCCUGUGGAGCAACCCCGCCUGCCAGAACGCCCUCAGGGAGCAGUUCGGGCCGGCCUACUCGCUCCCGACGACGGCCCUCUGCGCCGGGGCCGAAGGACGUGACGCCUGCGAUGGCGACGGCGGCGGCCCUCUGGUGUGCGAGAAGGAGGGCCACUGGUACCAGGUGGGCGUCGUCAGCUUCGGCAUCGGGUGCGGCCGCCGCAACAUCCCGGGUGUGUACACGAGGGUGCAGGCCUUCGAGGGAUGGAUCAAGGACACCAUCGGCGUGCACCACCACCCUUGACGCGGCGCCGCGCCCGUCACUCGCGCCGCUCAUGCCAACACAUUCAUCGUGACGCAGCCCGCCCUCCUUCACGCCACGGACACGCGCGAGCGGCGUCGGGAAGCCCCGCGCGGCUCGCGCCCGAGAAGAAACGCGUGUGACUGACUUGCGUGGAAAUACAUGCACAUGUGUGUGGGUGUCUGUGUACGUAUGAACUCACUUACGUGUAUGUACGCAUGUAUAUGAAUACA